Messenger RNA from Cadophora gregata, 1179 nucleotides. RefSeq lists its product as uncharacterized. NCBI's taxonomy places the organism in Eukaryota, Fungi, Ascomycota, Leotiomycetes, Helotiales, Ploettnerulaceae. The record is from RefSeq and is a predicted model, not a curated record. The transcript has a single exon. The coding region runs from base 1 to 1179 and encodes 392 amino acids.
AUGAUGAACACAGGAACAUGGGAAGGGCAUCCCUCGGGAUAUACAACCGUCGAGAUGUUGCUAGACGACGUCUCAAAGCAGAUUGCAACAUCAAAUCUUACUCGAUACUCUCGAGGAACAAACGGACAAAAAGCCGGCGGAUCGAUGCGUAUAGCAAAGCCCAGCAGCGCAAGCAAUAGCCCAAGAGGAUCAGUAGGCCUAGGAAGACGAAGGACUGUGAUGAGUGAUGGGCCUUACCGACGGAGGCUUGCCAUGCUCGAACAACAGAAUGCAAUGGCCAACGGAGGAUUCGUAUCCAACGACGGCCUACAAAUACCCUCAAGAUCGACUCGGCCAGUCAGCUGGCAUCCAGCUUCUCAUCUCACUGCUCAACAACAAUACCAACCAAUGUAUUCAGCUACUCAACACGAUGCCAACCAGUUCCAGAUGUUCGACGUUCCAACCAACCAAACUGCAUACUCGGGAUAUGCAUCGCCCAGCUCGACAUUCUCUCCAUUAUCGAUGCCAUUCAAUGGCUACGAGCAACCACAAUAUCUCUACCAAGGCCAGACGCCAUCAAGUCAUUCGACUUCCGAAUACGCCGGGCAACAGCAGCAUCAUCAAUUCCAGGAGCAAUCGUCGCAUAACUUCGUGCAACAAACAUCGUCAAACACCGAUCCAACCAUGUACUCUCACUUCGACUGGAACAACUUUGCAACCAAUGGAUUUGAGAAUUCAUCAACAGCACCACCAACGCCAGAGAACUUCCUACCUAUUCAACACCCUGAGCCUAACUUUCCAGCCGAGGACGCUAUUCCAUAUCACCCACUAUCAGAGCCUGAAUCUGAUGGAGAGGAGCUUAUUGGUAUGGGUCUGUACGAUGCCCCAGAAGUCACCAAGACACCCUCUUCUCAUCCCGAGCUAGACAACUACCGGGCAUUGAUGAUGACCGGCUUUCUUGGAACUGGUUAUGGCAAGGUCGAGUCUACUGGAAAGGGCUUGAAGCUCGAGGAGACAUGGAACCCACCGCCUAGCGAUGACGAAGAUGAAGAUGAUGAUGAAGAAGAUGGAGAAGCAGAAGACGACGAUGAGCCUCCUGCGAAGUCGCAGCCUGUUACUACCUCAGUACCUCAGCAACAAGUCGUCCAGACCCAAAUGAACUUUGCAGCUCAAGGAUACGGUGGCCCAGGGUGGCUGUGA